AUGAACAAAUCCUCUUGUCCUCGUGUCAGCUUCGACUUUACAGGCAGAUUUCUGCCUCCUGUUUACAUCAUAGUCUUCAUCGUUGGUCUGGUAGCUAACGGAUGGGGACUGAAGUCUUUGCUGCACAACUGGAAGAAGCUAAAAAUCAUCAAUGUUUUUGUUUUCAACCUUGGACUUGCUGAUAUUUUGUACCUGCUCACAGUCCCAUUUUUGGCGGUGUACUACUUUAUGAAGAGUAAAUGGAUCUUUGGAGACGCAUUCUGCAAGAUAACAAGAUUCUGCUUCAACCUGAAUCUAUAUGGCAGCAUCGGGUUCCUUACUUGUAUAAGUGUGUACAGGUACCUGGCUUUUGUCCAUCCAUUGAGAGUGAUGGGAAGAAUAACUGUCUCCCACUCUGUGUUUAUCUCAGUCAUGGUUUGGCUGUUGGUGAGUGUUCAAAGCCUUCCAGACAUGUUCUACAUCAAAAGAUACAGCAAGCCAUAUGGAAACAACACUGAGAAAUGUUUCGAUACCACGGAUAACAUCUAUGUUGAGAGUUACCUGAAAUACAGCCUUGGAUGGACACUCACUGGGUUUUGUAUCCCAUUCCUCAUCACUCUGGGCUGCUAUGGACAUGUGAUUGUUGUUCUCUGCCGGACAAAUACCACUCACAAGGUACUGAAACAGAGAAGUCUGAAGUUGUUGUGCAUCUUGAUUCUUCUCUUCUCUGUUUGUUACAUCCCUUAUCAGGUUUUCAAGAACCUCAACCUCUGGUCAAGAGUUCUGUCCAACCAGAAGAUAUGUGCUGAAUGGUCCAAUGGAGUCUACAUUGCUCGUCAGAUAAGCCGCGGCCUUGUGUGUCUGAACAGUGCUCUCAACCCUCUGGUUUACCUCCAUGGGAACGAAGAUAUUCCCGCUCAGAUCAGACAGCUGCUCCAACAAGCUCAUCAGAUGUUCAGCCGUUCACCUCCAACAAACUCUGGCGGUGUGUCCAUGGCACAAAUUGCAGAUGGAGAUUAA
This is a messenger RNA of Epinephelus lanceolatus (giant grouper), 999 nucleotides long. RefSeq names its product P2Y purinoceptor 1-like. The record is from RefSeq and is a predicted model, not a curated record. NCBI's taxonomy places the organism in Eukaryota, Metazoa, Chordata, Actinopteri, Perciformes, Serranidae. Gene Ontology annotation, cellular component: membrane. Gene Ontology annotation, biological process: G protein-coupled receptor signaling pathway. Gene Ontology annotation, molecular function: neuropeptide receptor activity.